Molecule: messenger RNA, 1628 nt
Organism: Parathielavia appendiculata
Lineage: Eukaryota; Fungi; Ascomycota; Sordariomycetes; Sordariales; Chaetomiaceae
Exons: 1
Coding region: 490-1317 (275 amino acids)
Molecular function (GO): protein binding
Source: RefSeq, a predicted model, not a curated record
AUUUGAGCGACUCCGGUCCACUUGAGCCUGGCCACCUCGUCAACAACGGCAGAUCUCUCGACUCACUACACAAGCGGCCUCGCCCGAGUUAAGUCUGAUAUUAACCCGUUCCCCCCUUCUCAUGAACGGGCUAGUGAGGGGCUUCCAACCUCCAAUUGGUGAAACCAUCAGUACUGGUACUAGUGCCCGACACGGACUCAACAAAGCGGUCUGAUGUAUAUUACAACGGAUCAAGCCGACACCGACAACAACCCAUAAAUCUCCCUCAUCGACCACACGCCACGCAUCACGCUUAUUCCUUGAGCACCAACGCUGUCCAGGAGUUUUGCCAUCGCUUGAGUUUCUCGAUUCCAACACCACGCUUAAGAUAGGUCGUCGACUUCAACGUCGUCGACCGCUUUUCCAAACCCGCCAAUGAUCGAAGUUUUGCACAACGGCCUGGGCUCCCCGGCGGGGUCUAGGUUGCCGUUCAGCAGAGAGGAGCGCAGGAUGAAAGAGUCCCGUCUAGCAAAAGAGGGCAUGCGCACGCCGCGUCGCUCCCAAACUCACCACGAGUACUUCCUCCCGCCGUCUCCCUACUUUGGCGCCUACAUGACCCCAUCUCAAUCCCCAACUAUCGAGGACAGCUUGAAGACGCAAUCGGGGCCCUCACGAGAGCCAAGUCAACAGGAGGUGGAGCGGUCCCGGGCGCCGGCACGGAGACCGCCUCUCGGCCCUUCCCGGCGGUCGUACUCAGUAACAGACCAAGAACUACUCUCUCGCCGCCGCAGGCCCGCGGUUGACGGCUUGACGCUGACGGAUUUGCCCGCCGAGCUUCACUACGCCAUUUUCGACUUCCUCAACCCCAUCGACAGCACCUGCCUGGGACUUACCAACAAACAUUUCUACACCAUCCACCGCCGGCUCCACGGCACCGUACCGCUCACCGCGCGGCGGGACGGACCUAACGACCUCGAGUGGGCUUGGCAUCUGGCUGGCAACAUCGUGCGCAAGAACCCCUCAGUUGUCGUGGCCGAGGACAGCAAGGAUGCUCAGACCGGGCCGCUCAAGGGGCUGGGACAGGAGGAGAGGAACGCGCUGUCGAAGCUGCGGGUGCGGGGGCAGGGGUACUGCCGGAUGUGCGGCGUCACGAGAUGUCAACUGCACAAGCACAUCCAGGAGUGGCUCGGCGAAGGGUUCGAGUACUGCUCGGUGAGGCAGAAGUUUGGCCCCGUCGCGCCCGAGGGCGCCAAGUCGUACUGCUACAUGAGCAAGCCGGGCGAUCCGCGCAGGUGUGGGCGGCACUUUGUGAGGAGGGACAAGGUUGAGUUGCGGUGAGGGGGUAAUCUCUGUCCAUGCCUCCCACAUUGGGCUGUAGCGGUGCUGGUUGUGGGUGCGCUUCAUGGGUCCGGCGGUUGGCAUACACGUCUCUCUGCCAGUCAUCGGCGUGGAUACCGUUCAUUGAAGGAUCAUGUAUAACAUACCAUUGCCACGAGUCGUCCAACAUUCGAGUUGGAGUUACAAUUUUAAUACGUCGAAUCUUCCACCACUGCAGUACUCAGGGGGAUCGCUGUACAUCCACAAGCGCUUUGCCCGAGUGAUGCCUACCUAAUUUAUAAACAUGUCUCACUGGCGGACCAAAUGCGUGG